Molecule: messenger RNA, 1647 nt
Organism: Eupeodes corollae
Lineage: Eukaryota; Metazoa; Arthropoda; Insecta; Diptera; Syrphidae
Gene: Syx13
Product: syntaxin-12
Exons: 3
Coding region: 707-1561 (284 amino acids)
Biological process (GO): vesicle fusion; vesicle-mediated transport; intracellular protein transport
Cellular component (GO): SNARE complex; endomembrane system; membrane
Molecular function (GO): SNARE binding; SNAP receptor activity
Source: RefSeq, a predicted model, not a curated record
GGGUUUUUCAAUUCCAAGUCAGAGACGUCAGGCCAGGCCAAAGAGUGGAUUUUUUUGUUCGUUUUCACACUAGGGCGACGUUUUUCAACUCCCAUCAAAAAAAGAAAAAGAUUUCUUCUAAUUUUUGUGUUGCAAAAGUUACCAACCAAAACCAAUCUGUUCAGUUUUUCUGUUUUUUUAAAUAAAUAAUUGAAAACAUUUGUGAUUUCCGCGUUGAAAAGAGUGAAGAAAGAAAAGAAAAAGAAAUUACCUAAACGCCUGACAACGACGACGACGACCACUUACUUCUCUAGUUCCCCUCAACCUCAGAAAGACCAAGACACUUUUUUUCUUUCUUUUUGUCUAGCAAUUAUUAAUUAAUAUACCUAAAAGAAGAACAAAAAUUGAACAUAGUUUUUUUUUAACUUACUUUGUCUUUUAUUGCUAAACCUUUUUUCCUUUCCUGAAUUUCAACAACUUCAACUUUAAGUGUUUGUGCCCGUGAAAACGAAUUUGGAAAAACCAUCAUUAUCAUCAGAGGUGUUUGGAUUAACCAGAAAAAUCCGAAAAAUUAUCAGAAAUAAAUACAAAAAUUAGAAGAAGGAGAAGAAAUAGAACCACCCGAGUUGCAAAGUAACCCACCACCACGAACUGACAUCAUCUGUAUUACAUUCAUAAACCGUAACAUUAGGAGCAAAUAAACAAAACAACAAAAAAAAAAGCAAUCAUGGCUCGAAAUUUAAACAAUCCAGCUUUGCAUAGGGAUUAUGGAGCAACAUCAUCAACAUCAAGCACUUCGGCCAUCACAAGUAUACCCGAUGUUAACUUUUCUGGCUUCAGUCCAACAGAGUUUAUGUCUCUGAGCGAUAAUAUCGGUUACAAUAUUAAUUCUGUGAUCUCAAGUUGGAAACAACUGGAUAAAGCUCUUAAAGUAAUUGGCACCCCAAGGGACACUCAAGCAUCACGUGAUAAAGUCCAUCAUCUACAAUCACAGACCAAUAUACGAAUCCAAACGACCAGCAAGGAUUUACAACGUCUAACAGCGGUAGUGAGACAUGCUGAUAAACAACAAAAACUCAAACAAGAAAAGUUGACCAACGAAUUUCGUCAAGUGGUGGAAAAAUAUUCAGAGAGUCAACAAAAAAUAGCAGCCGCCAUGAAGCAAGUUGUUUUACUAUCCGUAAAUAAUCAACAGCAAGAUGAUGAAUCGUCGAGCCAGAGAGGAGGUGAUCAGGAUAUUCUAAUUCAGCAACAAAAGAACACCGAGGCAAGUUUGCAAUUCGAGCAAAAUAUGUUGCUAGAUCAAGAGAGAAGAAUUAAAGAAAUUGAGUCUGAUGUAUUGGAUGUGAAUUCAAUAUUUCGAGUAUUAAGUAGCUUAGUGCAAGAACAAGGGGAACAAGUUGAUUUAGUGGAAAACAGUAUUGAUAUGACCAAUGCUGCAGUGAUAGACGGCGCUGCCGAACUAAGGAAAGCCGCUGAAUAUCGAGCAAGUUAUCGUCGAAAAAUUUUAAUACUACUAGCGAUCGCUGUGAUAAUAGGUUUAAUUGUGACUGGAAUUAUUGUAGGAAAGUUAAACAGUUAAAUUAAUAUAUUAUGUAUAUAUAUAUAUGUGUAUAUAAAUAUAUAUGUAUGUAUGUCUAACAAAAAUAACAACAACAACAACAACAA